This is a messenger RNA of Staurois parvus, 1803 nucleotides long. Lineage: Eukaryota; Metazoa; Chordata; Amphibia; Anura; Ranidae. The record is from the annotation of a GenBank genome assembly.
AUGCCCGGAUUCAAUGACCAAGCCCGCGGAUUUGGAGGAGCACCCAGAUUUGGAGGAAACAGAAAUGGUUCAUCUGGCAAGUAUGGAAACCCAGGUGAGCGGCUUGUCAAGAAGAAAUGGAACUUGGAUAUGUUACCGAAAUUUGAGAAGAACUUCUAUCAAGAGCACCCUGACGUAGCCCGGCGUACACCGCAAGAUAUAGAUCAAUACAGAAGGAGCAAAGAGAUCACCGUCAGAGGCUACAACUGCCCCAAGCCUGUGUUUCAGUUCCAUGAAGCCAGCUUCCCUGACAACCUCAUGGGAGUGAUCAGGCACCAGAAUUUUACCGAGCCCACACCUAUCCAGAGCCAGGGCUGGCCGGUUGCUCUGAGCGGACUGGACAUGGUUGGCGUCGCCAUGACAGGAUCUGGAAAAACACUUUCUUACCUUCUUCCUGGAAUUGUCCACAUCAACCACCAACCAUUCCUGCAGAGAGGAGAUGGGCCAAUUCUUCUGGUGCUGGCACCUACCAGAGAACUGGCGCAACAAGCGCAGCAAGUUGCAGCGGAGUAUGGCAGGGCUUGCCGUUUAAGAUCCACCUGUAUUUAUGGAGGAGCGCCCAAAGGACCACAACUUCGUGACCUAGAAAGAGGUGUUGAAAUUUGCAUUGCGACACCCGGACGACUUAUUGACUUCCUGGAAGCUGGAAAGACCAACCUGGACCGGUGCACAUACUUGGUACUUGAUGAAGCAGACAGAAUGCUUGAUAUGGGCUUUGAGCCUCAGAUCAGGAUGAUUGUGGAGCAGAUUAGACCUGACAGACAGACCCUGAUGUGGAUUGCCACUUGGCCCAGAGAAGUCAGACAGCUUGCUGAGGACUUCCUAAAGGACUAUGUACACAUUAACAUCGGUGCACUGGAACUGAGCGCCAACCACAACAUUCUUCAGAUAGUCGAUGUCUGCAACGAUGGAGAGAAGGAUGACAAGCUUGUCCGUCUGAUGGAGGAGAUCAUGAGCGAGAAGGAAAACAAGACCAUUGUCUUUGUGGAGACAAAAAGGCGUUGUGAUGACCUCACAAGGAGAUUACGUAGAGAUGGGUGGCCCACAAUGGGGAUACAUGGUGACAAAAGCCAGCAGGAGAGAGACUGGGUAUUAAAUGAGUUCAAGCAUGGUAAGUCACCAAUCCUCAUUGCCACGGACGUGGCAUCCCGCAGUCUAGAUGUGGAAGAUGUUAAAUUUGUCAUCAACUACGACUAUCCAAACUGCUCUGAGGAUUACAUCCACCGUAUCGGCCACACGGCCCGCAGCACCAACACUGGCACAGCCUACACCUUCUUCACACCAAACAAUGCCAAACAGGUCAACGACUUGAUCUCUGUGCUGAGGGAGGCCAACCAGACAAUCAAUCCCAAACUUCUCCAGAUGAUUGAGGACAGAGGAGGGCGCUUCAGAGGCCGCGGAGGAAUGAACGACCGCCGUGACAGGUUCUCUUCAGGCAAGCGGGAGGGUGGGACCGGGAAAACAGAGGGUUUGGUGCUAAGAGAGACUUUGGAAACAAGCCCCAGAAUGGCUUUGGGGGUCAGCAGUACAGCAACGGUAACGCCUACAGGGAACGGCUACGGUGUCGGAGCCAACCAAGGAGGUUACAGGGGCAGCCCAUAGCAGAAUGGCGCCUACCAGAACUACAAUGCCGGACAGCAAUACGCCACAGCCAUGCAGAAUGGGAUGGCGCAACAGGCGUACACAGCAUACCCAGUCGCCACUGCCACCACAACAGCUCCUGCCCUGAUAGGUUAUCCUAUGCCGGCAGCCUACACACAAUAA